AUGUUUUUAAUAGUUAUUACUUUGAUAAUUUCAAUUAUUGCUAUUUAUUAAAAUAAAGGAGAGAAUUAAAUAGAAAUAUUAUGUAUUCUACUAAUUCCUAUGUUAAUUGUUUUAUUUGGAUGUAUUGUGUACUUUAAGCUUUAAUUCUCUGAAGCAGAUAUUAUGUUGCGUAAGAUUUCCCAAGAAAAAUAAAUAAAUGGAUGGAUAUAUUAAUCAUCACUUAUAUUUUUUUGUUAAUAUUCAAAUUAAUCUAAAUUUACUGCAAUAAAAUUGACUUAUAUUUAUAUAAUAACUGCAAUGUCUAUUCUGGUCUAAAAUAUAAUUAUUUCCUAUUCAUAUGAAUGUUAUGAUAAAGAUAACAAUCACUAUUAUGAAACUGAUUACAGAGAUGAAAAUUCUUAUAAUGAUGAUUGUAUUGCUCGUCAAACACCUCCAAAGUUUUAAGGUCCAUUAUUGACACCAUUAGGAAUAUUGUGUGCAAUUUUAGCUUUACUUUUUAUGGCAUAUGAGGGUCUACAGAUUGUAACAAAAAUUGUCUUAGUAUGUCGAUAUUCAAUCUGGCCAUCAUAUUAAUACAAUAACCUAGAUAUAAGUAAGUCUAUUUUUUAUUAAUAGAUAUUCCAAAAGUAAUAUUCAGAAGUAAAAUAUUUUGUACAAUCUUUUUAAUUAAUAAUUUUUCAAAACUUAUAGCUUUGUUAGUCAUUAUUAUUCUAACCCAAAACAAAACUUCUUAUAUUUUAAUAAUAUCAAAUUUAUUAUUCCAUAUGAUCAUGAUCUUAAUAAUUCUGACAUUAUUUAAAAAUAUAACUAAAGGUAAUAUCAUAUUUACAUAAUAGAAAGCAAUAUUUAAUAAACUAAUAACUCUGUGUUCAUUAAUCAUCAAAUAUUUAUUGAUUCCUUAUUAAAAGUGAAAAAUGGAAAUAAUAGAUUAUUUUCAAUUAUUAUAUUAAUUUGUUGUAUAUUAAAUAUUGUAGGAGUGUCUUAGUUUGAAAAGCAAAUAAAUAAUAACAAUGAAAUAAUAAAUUUUGACAUCUAUAUUAUUUAUGAUUGUGCAAUUGCUUAAUUAAUAUGGUUAGGUUUACUGAUCUUUAAAUAUUUGAUUUUUCCUUUUUUUCAUAUUGGUGAAAUCAUUUUAAUCGGAUAAAAUAGAGCUUAAGUAAUGUAAGAAUAAGAGGCAUAAAUUACAGAACAACGCUAAAUACUUUUAUAAGUACAAUAACCUGAAUAAAGAUUUAAUCCAAAUUAUAAUGUCAAUAAUAGUAGAAACAAAUAAAUAUUAUAGCCAAUUACAAAUAUAAAUAAUAAUUUUAUAUAUUAAGUAGAACUUAAAGAUAAAACAGAUUGUGUAAUUUGCUUAUAAUAAAUGAUUAAAAAUUCUGAUAAGGAUCCUAUAAUAUAAUUAAAAUGCCAUUAAACUCAUAUUUUUCAUUAGAAAUGUAUCACAGAUUGGUUGAACUAGAAUAAGAAAUGCCCAAUUUGCAAUACAGAAUUUAAAUGA
Molecule: messenger RNA, 1498 nt
Organism: Paramecium sonneborni
Lineage: Eukaryota; Ciliophora; Oligohymenophorea; Peniculida; Parameciidae
Source: the annotation of a GenBank genome assembly